AUGGGACACAAUUUAGUUGGUCUCGAAAACCCUGGAAGAAUCUUGUCCGGAUUCAACGGGGCAUCAACUAUUUCCUUGGGAGACAUUGUGCUGCCAGUCCAAGCUGGCCCAGUUACUCUCAACGUUCAAUUUUCGGUGGUACAAGAUUUAUCACCCUUCAAUAUUAUCUUGGGGCGCACAUGGCUGCACUGCAUGAAAGCCAUCCCCUCCACAUAUCAUCAGAUGGUAAGCUUUCUCACUGAGGAUGGGCAAAUCAACCUGUACGGCAGCCAGCUAGCCGCUCGCCAAUGCUACCAGAUAGCAAGAGAAGUAGGGACCAGUCAGGAGAAUGAACCCCUCCCUGAGUCCACUCACGCACUUGACCAAUAG
Messenger RNA from Vitis riparia (riverbank grape), 369 nucleotides. RefSeq lists its product as uncharacterized. The record is from RefSeq and is a predicted model, not a curated record. NCBI's taxonomy places the organism in Eukaryota, Viridiplantae, Streptophyta, Magnoliopsida, Vitales, Vitaceae. The transcript has a single exon. The coding region runs from base 1 to 369 and encodes 122 amino acids.